Messenger RNA from Acanthopagrus latus (yellowfin seabream), 2942 nucleotides. RefSeq names its product PAT1 homolog 1, processing body mRNA decay factor (gene patl1). The coding region runs from base 134 to 2617 and encodes 827 amino acids. The transcript has 20 exons. NCBI's taxonomy places the organism in Eukaryota, Metazoa, Chordata, Actinopteri, Spariformes, Sparidae. Gene Ontology annotation, biological process: P-body assembly; deadenylation-dependent decapping of nuclear-transcribed mRNA. The record is from RefSeq and is a predicted model, not a curated record. Gene Ontology annotation, molecular function: RNA binding. Gene Ontology annotation, cellular component: P-body.
GUGUCACGUCUGUGUCCACAUGCGUGCUCGUUCACGUCGUUCCGUCACGCACUUUCAAGUGGACGUCCCUGCUGCGUCAUUUGCGCGCCGCCUCGCUCCCGAUGCACCUCUUUUCCCGAAAGACUAAAGAUAAAUGUUUCGAUUUCAGUCCCUGGAUGAAGACUGUACGUUGGAGGAGGAAGACGAGGGACUGAUAGAAGAGGAAGAUGACAUUGAUCAGUUCAAUGAUGAUACCUUUGGAGCUGGGGCCAUCGAUGAUGACUGGCAGGAAGAGCACAAACGCCUUGCUGAGCUCGAUGAGAAAGACGGGCUUGGAGCGGGGCUGGGGUUGGGAGGAGAAUCUGAUUUAGGAGGAGCUGAAGACUCAUCCUCCAUCCAUCCCCCCCUUCCGUCUUCCCUCCCUCCACUUAAAUUCACCCUUUCUUCCGCUGGACCGCCACCUCCAGUUGUUACAGAUGUGGAAGAUCGAGGAGGAGAAGGUGACUUGGCUGAGUCCCUGGCUAGACUCAUCCUGGAGGCUGACCCAGCCAUUGCUGGGGUCGGGGCGGCAGAGAGACCCGUUCCAUCCCCCAGCUCUUCAGGAUCCUGCCUGUCUGCCCUACAGGGGCUGGACCGACCCAGAGUCCUGCCCAAGUCCUCCUCAGUCCCACAUCCCACUCAACCACAUCAGCAUCCCCAUCACCCUCAGCACCAGCUGCCCCCUGGGCCCUCCACCUCUGGCCUUCCUCCAGGGCCUCCUUCCUCAUCUAUGCUCAGCUACCAACAGCAGCAACACUUGCUGCGUAGAGGGACUGCUCCUAUGGGCCAGGUGAAUUCUCACAGUAUCUGGGAGAACAGUAUGGGUUUUGGCCCGGUCAGUGUCACCCCUGGACUGGUUACACACAUGGAGGAUAGUCCACUCAUGUCUAUAAUCAAAGAGGUGGGCCUUCCUAAACGGCCUCCUCAGGGAAGGAGUGAUGAAGGACAGGAUUUGUCAGAGAGGGUCCCGCCUCCACGCUCUUCUUCCCCUGUGAUUGGCUCCCCUCCGGUGCGAGCAGUGCCUAUUGGGACCCCGCCCAAACAGCCAAUGAGCCACGCACUGAAUCAUCAGAUCCACCAUCCCAUGGCGGUUCAUGUGAGAGCCCCAGUCCAGCACAGAUACCCUCCUCCUUUCCCUGAGCGUCUGUCACCAAACACCCUCCUCAAUAUAGCUAACUCCCCGCUGUGUCGUGGGCAAUUCCCUCCCAGAGUUGGUCCAGUCUUGUCUCAGAUUCAGCGGGCCCAGCUGCUCAACACUCAGGUGGCUGGUUUUCCCCGUGGUGGUCCAGUACCUCCUCUGUUGCCAGGUGGUGGUGGUUUCAGGCCGUUCUUUGGGGGGCCUCCACCUCCACACACCCACCGAAUGGGCCCACCACCCCCUCAUGGUCCCCCCAAUCACACGCCACCCAUCCGGCACAACACCACCCACCUCCACCCACAGCACCGUCGCUUGCUCACCCAACGCAUGCAGAACCGAGGAGGGGACCGUGGCCGGACUGGAGGGGACCGGCGCAGUAGAGACCCCUACAGUAACCUGAUGACCCAGAAAGAGAAGGAAUGGGUAACAAAAAUCCAGAUGAUGCAGCUGCAAAGUACAGACCCGUACCUGGAUGACUACUACUAUCAGAACUACUAUGAAAAGAUGGAAAAACGUCAGGAAAGAGAGCGAGACAGCAGCAAGAAGGAACAUACCACCAAACUCAUCACUCCACAAGUCGCCAAGGUUGAACACUCCUACAGACCAGUUCAGUUUGCAGGCUCUUUGGGUAAGCUGACGGUGUCUAGCGUCAACAACCCCCGCAAGAUGAUUGAUGCUGUGGUGACAAGUCGCACAGAUGAUGAGGAGAAAAGGGAGAAGCAGGUUUGGAAUAAACGGCGACAGAUCCUCUACACUGUUGAGAAGAUGUACAGUUUGCUGCUGGAGGUUCAGGACUUUGAGAAACGCUUUGUCCAUGCACCAGAGGAGGACAGGGAGGCUCUGCUGGAGCAGCAUAAAACCAACACCGUGCAGCUCUGCAACUCUCUGCGGGAGAAGGAGUGGGACGACAGAGUAAGUGAUGAGCAAUGUGUGAUGAUCAUGUCGGUGAGGAAGGGCAAACGGCUAAUUUCCAGGCUCCUCCCCCUCCUACCAUCACCCCAGGCUGCCGCCGUUGUCAUGGCGAUUGCCCGCAACCUUCCCGCUCUGGCCAAGAAGGACAAGCAGGACCAGGUGCUGUGCUGGUUAGUGGAGCCAGUUUCUGCAGUGAUCCAGUCGCUCUCAAGCUCCACCCUCACAGAUUUGCUCCAGGAGCUUCAGGGCAAUGAGGGCCAACUGGCAACAGUACUGCACAACAAGUUUGGUGUGACUCUGCUGUAUCUCAUCCUGAGUGAAGGAGAGAGGAUGCAAAGCACCGACCCCAACUGCCAGCUCAUGGACGACAAUCGAUGGACUGAGUUGGUGUUUUCAGUGACAAGGGAGUUGCUCAGCAUUCCCUCUUCAUCCCUCUCUCCUCCCCUCUUCACCCCUCCGAACCUUCUCUCCCUCCUGUCACGCUACGUCGAUCGGCAGAGGCUGGAGCUGUUGCAGGAUAAGCUACAGAUCUCUGCACUGUCCAGGUAGAAGUUAAAACAGACAUCAACACAACCCUCUUCACACUUGAUGCAGACCUUUCUUUUUGUGAGUGUGUGUAUGCAUGUGUGUGUGUGUGUGCACGCAUGUGUGUGCGCUCUUGAAGUGAAUCCAUGGUGGAUGAUUUUAAUCCAGCAGAAUCUAGUUACUUUUGUUUUUCUUCGUGUUUAGUUUGGUGUGUGGGUGGGUGUGUGUGUGUGUGUGCGUGCGUGUUGGUCUGAAUGAUGAACAAUGAAAUCUGCAUUUUUAAAUAUCUUGUUUACAAUUAUGCCUGUGAUGAACCUUCAAAUUAAAAAGUAUUUCUAUUAUAUAAAAA